Psylliodes chrysocephalus is the source of this 408-nucleotide messenger RNA. The record is from the annotation of a GenBank genome assembly. Lineage: Eukaryota; Metazoa; Arthropoda; Insecta; Coleoptera; Chrysomelidae.
AUGCUUAAUUUUUUACAGAUACCUUCCUUGGAACGCGAUUUCAUUCGGGACCAAAGGACGUGUCGCAAAAUGCAGAUGGCGGGAGUUGACAGAAAUUAUAGCAAAAAAUUGGAAAAGCGCAAACAAAAAGAAUGCCGCAAAAAGUGUUUCUCUGGGUCAAGUGAACUUUUCCACGAAAAGAAGAAUGAAGCACUCCAGGAUCCAUUGGACAUACAAAGUGAUGAAACUUCUAAAAAAAACGUAGUGGCAGUUGGUUGUGAUGAAACCAUUACAAAAACAGAGCACAAAAGUGGAAUUAUUGUACGUUUAGAGCAGCACAUUAAAGCUCCUGUUCAUUGGAUCAUUUGCAAACGAACUGCGGUUGCGUCAUUUAAUUCAGCACUUAGAUGGCAAUACAACACGGCUUAA